AUGCCGCCGGGCGCGAGCGCGGAUGACCCCGCGCGCGCGGCGUCGCGGGCGGAGAGCGCGAUCGGGGACCUCGCGCGCGUGGACGCGGUGCGAAAGUCCCUGGAUGCGGGACGAGAGAUGGUGGAGACGAGUCGAGCGGCGACGCGAACGCUCGAGGCGAGCGGCGCGACGACGGUUUCGGGACGGUACGCGCUCGAGGCCGAGGCGUUGGCGCCGUUGAUGGAGACGGUGCGAGAGGGAAUCGAUGGAUUGGAGAGCGGCGCGCGAGCGCCGCUGCGGGUGGUGGCGCUCGGACGGUCGGGGGUUGGGAAGAGUCACGUGUUGAACGCGUUGCUCAGGGAGCUGGCGCGGAGAGGGAACGACGACGCGAAGGACGUCGAGAGACGACGAACGUGGAGCGACGCGACGGCGUUGACGAUCACGAGCAUGGUUGCGCACGAUCAAGCUGCGGAGGAGGAGGCGGCGGAUAAACUUCGGGCGAUAGAGGAUGGAGGUAGCGGCGCGGCGCUGGACGCGAACGCGCGCAUGUUCGCGCCGCCGCCGGCGUUGGAUCGUGAGAAGACGGCGGCGAUGUACGUACCGCGGCACUUGCGGGGACGAGCUAUCAGGGGUGACGCGUUCAAGGAUUCGGAGGCGGAGAAUCUUCAGAAGGAGAAGAUGAAUAGGGCGAAGAAGCAGGCGUCUAAGAAGGGACAGCCGAAGGCGACAUACUUGCUGUACAAGGAGCAUCAGGAGCAGCUAGCGAGGGAGGCAGCGGCACGCGCGGCGGCGGAGGAGAAGCUCCGCAAUUACGAAAAUAUGAUCGACGCGUACGAGCUCCCUGCUCGCUCGAUACCGUUCUCUGAAUCGCCGGAUCCCCCGGAGGAAUUUCUAUCCGAGGACGUUCGCAUGCCAUUCUUGCUUCCGGAAGGCGACGUGAUGGACACCACUUCCGUGGCGUCUUCUGUCAGCACUUCCGACACCUUUAGAGUGACAUUGGUUUACUUUGCCCCGGAUGUGGUGAAGAAACACGUGCAUGCGCUCCGACAUGCCGUCCGUGUGGCGCGACAGGUUGCGGAGGCUCAAUCCAAAUUGGGCGACUACGCCGAGACUUUCGUGCGCAGAGAGAUUGAAGCGACUGGUGCCAACGAAGUGACCCUGUUAGAUUUCAAAAAGAAGGCAAGGGAGGGCGAGUUCGAUCCGGACGAUGGUUACGGAUUACCGUCAGAGCUUCGUGUCGCGUGCGCGAUGGUCGGAUUGGAUCCAAACAUGUUGUCGCUCGAGGAUGUCGACGAGGACAAGUGCGCGAUCCCGCCGCAGUACAUCACGAGGCUCGGGCAGCGCGUGGUGUUCGAGUAUGAGCCUGAUAGUCCCAGUGGAAAAGUAGAUUAUAGUGUCGCGGACAAUUUCUAUCGCGCGCUGAGGGCGACGAAGCACACGAUAUGGACGCAAACGCACACUCCGGCAUCGUGCUGGGGACUGUUACGAGAAGUGAGAAUAGAUAUUCCGGUUCCACCUGAGAAUCGUGGACUAGUUUUAGUGGAUGCACCCGGGGCGGGUGAUACCGAUCCUGCGAGAGAUAGACACCUUAUUGCGGCUCUGCGCAAUGCUUCGGCUGUUAUUUGUCUUGGAGACGCGCGGGAAACCACUGGCGAUAUCGUUCGAGCGCUCCAUAAGAGUGGUUUCUUGCAGCAACUGAUCACUCGACCGGCGACGAGGCGUCUAAUCAACGCCGUGCAGGGAGAUCGAAUAUGGGGCGAUAGCUCGACAACGUUUCGUAAGGCACGAGCGCUGCUGAAGAGCGAACUCGGUAAGGAAGUCACCAAUUCAGAAUUGGAAGAGCAUCAGCCACCGAUUGAUAAAGACAUCCAGUGGGCCAUCGAUCGCAUCAUCAAUCAAAAUUCGGUUACGAUCGCGAACGUAAGACGUAGUGAGUUGCUUGGGAUGUUGAUGGAUCAAUCUGGAAGCGUGGCUGAAACCAUGCCCACCGCAAACGCAGUCAUCAGCGUCGCAUGGAAAUUUGUUGAGAUUCGUUCAUCUUGGUCAGCAGCGUUGGAUCCGACGCUUGAGAACGUGCGAGAAGUCACCGGGCACGCUUAUUUAUACUCCAUACUCGAUGAACUCAAGCACGCGAGAGAUUUGAAGCUCUUACGUCGAUCGACGAGGAAAGUUCACGACGCUCUUAAAACGUUUUGCGAAAUGGCGGAACCGCUCGUCGCACUUCCAAGUAGUUGCGAUGAUUCAUUGCGAGGCUUUCACGAUGAGAUUGAAUUCCGCCUGGGUGCGGAUGCGUCUUACGCGGGGAGAAAAGUAUGGGAGGCUGCUUACCGAUUCUGUCGGGAGACGGUUUACUCAGUGUUGAGCGAAUCGAUUAAGUCGCUUGAGGCACACGCGAUCAAAUACGGCGACGCAAAGCUCGUGCGUACGGUGUUGACCAAGACGUUGAACCGAGAUAAAUCGCUCGAGCUACGAAGGCAGGAGAUUAGGACGCAGAAAGACGUGGAAGACUUCAUCAUGGACGCGAAGAGUUCCAUGCUGCAGAUUAUCGGCUCGACAUUUGACGGAGCGUUCAAGACCACGAAGAACGAUUCGUCGGAAGCGUCCAUAGGGUCGCUGCUCAGUCUGUGCAAUAGUGUUCUUCGUCAUUGGGCGGCGCAAAUGAUGGAUGAUAAAGAUGAUUGUUUCGAAGCGAUGAUGAAGGAAAGGUUCACGGACCUCGUUGGUGAAAAGAAGGAUCCAUCUCGCGCGAUGAUGCGCUCCUUCAUGAGGAUGGCGCUGCGAAAUUUCAAGCUCACAGCGCGCGCGAGCAAGGCAUACACGCCAAACAGGUCGAUCGCUAGAGAUACGGAGGCGUUACACCAGAAGUGUAUGAAAAGAAUCAACGCCGUGGUGAAUAAACAGGUCAAGGCAAUAGCAGAGGGCUGUUUGUGCGCGCAUUGGAAUCAUGACGACGAAGGACACGACGCGAUCACGCCCACGCCGGAGGGCGUCGAUGCGUUCAUGGAGUACACCAUCAAUGCUUUCUCAUUGAGCGCAUGCACGAUGUACGAUCUCAUCGUCGAUGAGGUGGAACAGACGAUAAUCCAGUGGUUUGAACCGCUUGCGCGACGCGCGAGCGAAGACGUGCAUAAGUCGUGCCUCUCCUGUGUUCGUCCGUACGUGAAAAAACAGGUCAUGCCGGAAUUCCGAGCGCUUGUUGCCAGACCUCAAAUGGUACGCUCAAUCGAGCAGGACCUGUCGCGCGUGUACAGAUUGAUGGAAGUCACCACGGCUGUCCUGGGCGACGAGGCCGCGCCCGCAAUCUCCAACGCGGAAAAAGUUCAAAGACUCAUGGAGAAGUCAAGACUCGGCGCGCGGCCCUACGUGUUGACAAGGCGAGAGUUGUCGCACUCAAAAUCAUGUGCGGAAGCGCGCACAUCGGACGACGCCGUGCAUAUCUCACUGGACGAGUUUCCCAUCGCGAUUCACAUGGUGAAAGACGCCGCGCCGCCCGAGGACAAUAUCCAGGAAGAACCAGAAGAAGAAGAAGAAGAAGAAGAAGAAGAAGAAGAAGAAGAAGACUCCAUCCAAGAAACGCUCGUCAUCGAGCAAUCGCCCGCACAAACCGAUGAUGAUGAGGUUGACAAGGUGGAAAAGUCGAUCGUAAAGGAGGUGGUCGAACAGGAGGCAGUCGAAGACGAGGCAUUCUUCACCGUCGGGCACGCUCCCGCUCAACAGACGACGCCGAUGAAGGACGUGCAGACGCAAACGGAUAACGACGAUUCCCCGACGAGCUUCAACUUGAUGAGCCCAUCGUCUGCGCGCCAACGCGGGAUCGCCGUCCAGACGGACGACGGCGAUGACGGGCCCGUCGACGAGACGACGAAGAUUCCGUCGCAUCGCAUCCAAGCACCCGUCGGCGUCGAUGAACAAUUUUUCUCCUCUUCGAAAUCCGAGGAUACGAUGACACUGAAGAAGAAGUCACCUCACACCGUGGUCAAGGCAUCGAGAAACAAAUCACCGGAAAGCGCGCGCGCGGCGAGCGCGAGCGCGAGGACGAACGACGGCGACGCAAACCGGUUGCCAAAGAGAAGGCGAACCGAGUUUCAAUGCGUCCAAGAGUUGCACACAGUGGGGACGAAAUAUCCACCUCUGGGAAAGAAAAAGCUGCGAUUGGCCGCGAAGCCGUACGAAGCCCCCCCGGAGGCGCUGGAGAUGCCCCAUCCCGCGCUGUUAGAUUUGGUCGGAGACGCGCCCGACGCCGAGGGCAGCCGCGCGUUUGAUUUCGAGAGCGACCAAGAGGCGGCGCCGCCGUCGAGACCCGCCGCUCGCGUGCCCGUGACAGCGUUCGACGAGAGCCAGUGGAAACAUCUCGACCCCACGGGCUCGCCCGCCGGUCUCGCACCGGUUCGCAUCCCGAGGUCAUCCGAGGACUCCCCCUCGGCGUCCGACGCGUGGGGUUCCAGAUUCAACGCCUCUCGCCCGUCCCCCAGCGCGACCCCAUCCAAACGAUCCACCUAG
Ostreococcus tauri is the source of this 4479-nucleotide messenger RNA. Its product is annotated as P-loop containing nucleoside triphosphate hydrolase. The record is from RefSeq and is a predicted model, not a curated record. Bases 1 to 4479 code for a protein of 1492 amino acids. The transcript is spliced from 2 exons. Lineage: Eukaryota; Viridiplantae; Chlorophyta; Mamiellophyceae; Mamiellales; Bathycoccaceae.